AUGCUGUUAUACCCUUCACAGUCAAAGCGAACCCUGGUUAUUCCCUCGAUUGCGUCUGCUGGCCUGACGGCUGCUACUGAUGCAUUAGAAGUAGUAUGUUCACCCACGGGCAUACCGCAGAACUGGAGGAGAGGUACUCAAUGCAAAGUAAAUUUCGAUAAGCCCGACACAGUUGCUGACCCAGGCAGCAUCUUUGAUCCUCGAAGAGAGAAGGUCUUUUUAGGGGCCAAGAAGAAGAAUAAUCGUCAGCUCUAUGCAAUCAAAGCCAUGUCCAAAUCGGCAAUGCGUAAAAAGAACCUGGUUAGUCAGGUCACCGCUGAACGCAACGCCUUGGCUGUCAGCAAAUGUCCCUACAUCGUCCACCUCUAUUACUCACUGCAAACAAAGGACUACGUCUACUUGAUAAUGGAGUACCUCAUUGGUGGGGAUUUGAAAUCUCUGAUCAUGGCGGCGGGCUACUUGGACGAGAGACCCGCCUCACUCUACAUGGCUGAGAUGGUGAUUGCGGUGAAAUAUCUUCACGAACACGGGAUCAUCCAUAGGGAUCUGAAACCGGACAACGUUCUCAUCACAGCGAAAGGACAUCUUAAACUGACUGACUUCGGUCUCUCUUCUGUCAGUUGGUCAAAGGUUCUCUCACCGGCGGAUGUGCUUUACACACCCUCAGCUACACGUAUGUCGCAGGCCUUCUCCCGCACACCUGGUCAAAUCAUCUCUCUCACCACGGAUCUCUCAUUCAAGAACUCCCGAGUGACUGAGUCUUCAGGUGCUUCCUUCAAUUCACAUUUAAUCACAGACGCUGCAUUGAAUCCGGUGACUUCCCGUUGCUCUUCACCAAAUGCCAACGAGUCCCCACAUAGUCGCAGCUGGUCCUUCUCUCCCUCAGUGGACAAUACCGUCGCCUCGAGAACUCGAUUUCUCUCUGAUGACUCGAAGCCUCUUAAGCAUCAAAUGCCUCCUAGAACGCCUGCUUCCCAGAUUUCGUCUAUUGGCGGAAGAGAUGAUCACUACGAUGCCCAACUGGAUUCGCGGCUACCUCGCAGUUCAUCACCAGUCCACUGUCACUACGUGGCCCUGCCUCGCCUCCGGCGUGCUUUGUCCGCUGUGAAGCUUCACUAUCCUAGCAAUAACUCGUUGGCUUCUUCCUCUUCCACACAUUCCCUUGGAGCAGCUCCGGACAAUCAUAGUGAAGUCACUGAGGAAGGUAACAAGGAGAAUGUGCCCACUACCACCCUUGGCUUUGUGUUCAAGACUCCCUCUCGACCUCCUCGCAGGGCUGCUAGAACUCAGGCCCCUGCAACCAUCUCCUUCGAUGACAUUGGCCAGCGGAAACACAUCACUUCUGCCGAUUUUAAUAAUGCCGUGUGUUUGUCCCAACUGAAUCCCUCCAGACCGCCCGACUUUGGGAGGGAAUCUACACCUCUGGAGGCGCAAGUCACACCUCUGAGAACUCCGAGGUCAUUACGACCUCCUAGCAAUCUUGUGACCUCACAAGCGACAGGUAGGGGAAGAGGAAUCAAGUUGGACCCACAGAUUUGCAAAACGGCUUCCCAACUCUUUGACAGCAGUAGCAGCGAGUCAGUUGAGGCGUCUGCUCGCAGCUUCGACCAUCAGCCACCACCUCCCCCUCUUUCUCUACGCUUGACAGGCAUACCAUACGAUCCACACAACUCCGCUUCCUUCCGCUAUGAGCCUCGGAAGCCACCAUCGUCCUCAGCUGUACCGCAUUUGCGACCGGGGCAUGUUUUUGGCACGCCAGAGUACCUUGCACCGGAGUUGCUCACCUAUCCACAAUGCCAACAGGCUGCGGACAAUCCCGCCGUCGAUUGGUGGGCGCUGGGAGUGAUCCUCUUCGAAAUGCUUACCGGUGUUUCACCUUUCGCCGACGACAGCCUUGAGGAGAUAUUUGAGCAUAUCAUAAAAUUAGACAUCCCCUGGCCAGUUGGCGAGGAGGCGCGGCUGAGUGAAGGAGGAGGGAUUUCUCCCACUGCAGAGGACCUUAUCAGGGGUCUUCUGGAGCGGGAACCUCCGCAGCGACUGGAGACCGCGAAAAAUAUUGAGCAGCACGCAUUCUUCACUCAAGUGGGACCGUGGAGCAACUUGCAGAAUGUGACAAUGCCCUUUGUUCCCUGUCCCGACGAUGAUGCUGACACUUGCUACUUUGAGAGGGAUCCGUGGCAUGGCCUGAAGGCCAGGUCACUCAGCGGAGGUACAAUGGUGGAGCACCCAAGUGGCCUGUUACCAAAACCAGAGCUUAAACAACCGACGUAUUGCACACAACGCCUCUUCUCUUUUGAGCGUCGUCCCCAGCGCUCCCUUUGGUCAACCUCCCGCGUCUGCCAUCAUGACGUACCCUGUGCUGUAAGGAAGCACUCACGAAGCAAUCCCGACCUGAACGCAACGUCACUGAUCCUUCUCGGCGAUUCAUUCGUCUACUUUUGCAGCUUGGGUUUGGAAUCGUCAGAAGACGAGUUCAAUCGACUGAAGUAUGGUUCUGAGACUGCGUUUUGA
Echinococcus granulosus is the source of this 2511-nucleotide messenger RNA. Its product is annotated as Microtubule-associated serine/threonine-protein kinase-like protein. Gene Ontology annotation, biological process: intracellular signal transduction; peptidyl-serine phosphorylation. Gene Ontology annotation, molecular function: protein serine/threonine kinase activity; ATP binding. The transcript is spliced from 16 exons. The coding region runs from base 1 to 2511 and encodes 836 amino acids. Lineage: Eukaryota; Metazoa; Platyhelminthes; Cestoda; Cyclophyllidea; Taeniidae. The record is from RefSeq and is a predicted model, not a curated record. Gene Ontology annotation, cellular component: nucleus.